Molecule: messenger RNA, 702 nt
Organism: Oppiella nova
Lineage: Eukaryota; Metazoa; Arthropoda; Arachnida; Sarcoptiformes; Oppiidae
Source: the annotation of a GenBank genome assembly
AUGAACGCUCAACAGAUUAAUCAGCUGAUUGCCCAAUAUCCAAUUGUUAAAGACCUUAUCGCACUCAAAGAAGUGGCGUGGUUUAAUCCCAAUUUUACCUCACUGGUAGAAGGGCUGCCCUAUGUCGGGUUAGACCAAAAAGAUAUUGAUGAUGCCAGUGCACGUUUGACACGCUUUGCACCCUAUUUGAUGAAAGCCUUUCCAGAAACAGCGGCAUCUCAAGGUAUUAUAGAAUCCGAACUGGCAGCGAUUCCUCAAAUGCAGCAACAGUUGGAACAGUAUUUUGGACAAUCGAUCCAUGGUCAAUUAUGGCUUAAAAAAGACAGCCAUCUUCCAAUAUCGGGUUCAAUUAAAGCGCGUGGUGGUUUACACGAUGAAAUUUCAGUUCAAGAUCUGGGUAUAGACAAUAUCACCGCUGCUGAUGGCCUCGCUGUUGGGCGAGCAUCUGGCUUUGUUGGUCGAGCCAUGCAAAGGUUAUUAGACGGUUUUUAUACAUUAACUGAUGAAACCAUGUAUGUACUUUUGGGCAUGCUCAAUGAUGCAGAACAGCUUAAAUUAGAACCUUCUGCGUUGGCGGUCAGGAUUUUCCAUCUGGAAUUAAACGAUCCCACCAUUGACUCGAAGGACUUGGGCAUUGACCCAAUUACUCGCUUCAUUUACGGCGAAAUCCAACACUGCGGCAAUAUCUUCUACAGUGCCUAA